Molecule: messenger RNA, 6999 nt
Organism: Sardina pilchardus (European sardine)
Lineage: Eukaryota; Metazoa; Chordata; Actinopteri; Clupeiformes; Clupeidae
Gene: numa1
Product: nuclear mitotic apparatus protein 1
Exons: 22
Coding region: 99-6893 (2264 amino acids)
Biological process (GO): establishment of mitotic spindle orientation
Cellular component (GO): spindle pole; spindle microtubule; centrosome
Molecular function (GO): microtubule binding
Source: RefSeq, a predicted model, not a curated record
AUGUCGCUUUGGACAAAGGCGUCUGCUAAAUAACUUAACCAUAACCAUAACCAUUUGGGAGUCGUUAGGCCUACCUGCCAUCGAACUGAGACAUUUAAAUGAGAAGUCCAGCGGCGGACCGAACAUUUCUCAGGCUCCAGCAGGCUGCAGUGAUGGCCUGUGUUGCCGAGAGGAAGGAGAAGGCUCUCCUAGCCUGGGUGAACAGUUUUGCCCUGGGUGACACGGUUGGGAAGAUGUGCGAGUUGAAGGAUGGCUGCCUGCUCAGCCAGUUACCUGCCAGGCUUGGCGGGAGAGCAGCAGUGUCGUCUAUGGAUCAGACGCCAGCAGAGCGAUUUCAGGAGGUGGCGGACUUCCUGCACAAACAGUGCAGGUUUACUGCAGCCUGUGGCGUCUCCAUCAGCUGGGAGAAGAUCACGGAGGACACUAGCAGCCACGGCGACAUAGAACUAGCCAAGGUAGUGCUCCUUCUGUGCCACCACUCGAUGGCGAUGUCGCUGUUCCCGAUGCACAGCCUAGACUACAACACAGAGUUGGAGCUGGUGUCCAUGUUCCGAUACGUUGUGGAGGACGACAGCGGACACCACCUGACUGAGAACCUCGAGCAGUUUCUGACCAGGAAGACUGUGCUGGAUAUAUCGUCGUCCAGCAGUGUGUCCAGUUCAGAUGGAGCGUCUCCCGUCCUGCCCUGCGGCCUGAGGAGGAAGACACACACCUCCGUACGCUUCCUAGAGCUGGACACCGUCGCCAGCAACGCUGUUAGCUCUCCCAUCCAGGAGCUGAUGAGCACACCCCAGUUCCAGCUGUGUCGUCUGAGGAGGCAGGUGGCCCAGGAGGAGCAGAACAGAGACGAGCUGGAGAGAGAGCUGGCCGAACUGCGCUGCAGGAUACAGGAGACAGAGUCCCAGGUGGCCCAGCUGCAGCAUCGCCUGCAGAAGGUUCAGAGGGAGCAGUUGGACCAAGAGGCUCAACACAAGAACACACUCCAGGAGCUGCAGAACAAGAGCGACGGGCAGCUCCAGCGUCUGCAUGAGGUCCUCCGCCAGAGUCAAGACCUGAAGACGGACAACCUGCAGAAGGAGAAGAGACUGGACCACCUGUGUGACGAGAAUGGACUGCUCUCAACACAGGUGCGUGAGCUGGCUGGACAGCUGGCGUCGCUACGGCAACAGAUGAUGCUGCUACAGGAGGAGGAGCUUCAGAGCGGCAACAGGAAGCAGGAACUGCAGCAGGAGCUGAGCCAAGCGCUGCAGCACAAGGAGUGUCUAAGCGAGCAGCUGGAGAUUGAGCGGGGGAAGGUGUGUGUGUUAGAGGAGGAGCUGAUGGAGGUGCGCUCUCGACCCUGUCACCAUGGAGAUGGAGAGGUCAUGGGACCCAUAAUGGAGUGGGAACGUUUGCAGCAGGAAGUGACCAAACUACAGACUCAGCUUCAGGAAGCUGCCGCUGAAAACAAAGCUCGUAUGGUUGCCGUGGAAGCAGCGCAUGCUCAGAAGACCUUGCUGGACCAGGAAGUGAUCAAACUGCAGACUCAACUUCAGGAAGCUGCCGCUGAUAAGGAGGCUGAUAUGGUUACCUUGGAGACGGAGCGUUCUGAGAAGAUGGCCCUACAACAGGAAGUUGCUAAUCACCAACAGGAAGUGACCAAGUUGCAGACUCAGCUUCAACAGGAAGCUACUAAUCACCAACAGGAAGUGACAAAACUGCAGGCUCAACUUCAGGAAGCUGCCACUGAUAAGGAGGCAGAUAUGGUUGCCUUGGAGACUGAGCGUUCUGAGAAGAUUUCACUGAAGCAGGAAGUGACCACACUACAGAUUCAGUUUCAGGAAGCAGCGGCUGAAAGCAAAGCUCAUAUGGUUGCCGUGGAAGCAGCACAUGCUCAAGAGAACUUGCUGGAGCAGGAAGUGACCAAACUGCAGACUCAACUUCAGGAAGCUGCUACUGAGAAGGAGGCGGAUAUGGUUGCCUUGGAGACUGAGCGUUCUGAGAAGAUUUCACUGAAGCAGGAAGUGACUAAACUCCAGGAUCAGCUUCAGGAAGUGGAUGCUGGGAAGGAAGCAGAUAAGGUUGCCUUGGAAACCGAGCGUUCUCAAAAGACCUUACUGGAGCAGGAAGUGACUAAACUCCAGGAUCAACUUCAGGAAGUGGACGCUGAGAGGGGAGCUCAUAUGGUAGCCUUGGAAACGGAGCUUGCUGAGAAGAAUUUAUUGCAGGAAGAAGUCAUGCAGCACCAACAGGAAGUGACCAAACUCCAGGCUCAACUUCAGGAAGCUGCAACUGAGAAGGAGGCGGAUAUGGUUACCUUGGAGACUGAGCGUUCUGAGAAGAUGAUGCUACAGCAGGAAGUGACCACACUACAGAUUCAGUUUCAGGAAGCAGCGGCUGAAAGCAAAGCUCAUAUGGUUGCCGUGGAAGCAGCACAUGCUCAGGAGACCUUGCUGGAGCAGGAAGUGACCAAACUGCAGACUCAACUUCAGGAAGCUGCUACUGAGAAGGAGGCGGAUAUGGUUGCCUUGGAGACUGAGCGUUCUGAGAAGAUGGCCCUACAACAGGAAGUUACUAAUCACCAACAGGAAGUAACAAAACUACAGGCUCAGCUUCAGGAAGUUACCAAAGAGAAGGAGGCUGAUAUGGUUGCCUUGGAGACUGAACGUUCUGAGAAGAUUUCACUGAAGCAGGAAGUGACUAAACUCCAGGAUCAGCUUCAGGAAGUGGAUGCUGGGAAGGAAGCAGAUAAGGUUGCCUUGGAAACCGAGCGUUCUCAAAAGACCUUACUGGAGCAGGAAGUGACUAAACUGCAGGCUCAACUUCAGGAAGCUGCCAAUGACAAGGAGGCAGAUAUGGUUGCCUUGGAGAACGAGCAUUCUGAGAAGAUGGCCCUACAACAGGAAGUGUCUAAUCACCAACAGGAAGUAACAGAACUCCAGGCUCAGCUUCAGGAAGUGGACGCUGAGAGGGGAGCUCAUAUGGUAGCCUUGGAAACGGAGCUUACUCUGAAGAAUUUAUUGCAGGAAGAAGUCAUGCAGCACCAACAGGAAGUGACCAAACUCCAGGCUCAACUUCAGGAAGCUGCAACUGACAAGGAGGCGGAUAUGGUUGCUUUGAAGACUGAACGUUCUGAGAAGAUGAUGCUACAACAGGAAGUUACUAAUCACCAACAGGAAGUAACGAAACUGCAGGCUCAGCUUCAGGAAGUGGCCACCAAGGGGGGUGCUGAUCUGGCAGUGUUGGAGAUGGAGCGAGCACAGAGGAUAACUCUGCAACAGGAAGUUACUAAUCACCAACAGGAAGUGACCAAACUGCAGGCUCAACUUCAGGAAGUUGCCACUGAGAGGGAAGCAGAUAAGCAGGAAGUGACCAAACUACAAACUCAACUUCAGGAAGCUGCCAAUGACAAGGAGGCGGAUAUGGUUGCCUUGGAGAACGAGCGUUCUGAGAAGAUGGCCCUACAACAGGAAGCGUCUAAUCACCAACAGGAAGUAACAGAACUGCAGGCUCAACUCCAGGAAGCUGCCAAUGACAAGGAGGCGGAUAUGGUUGCCUUGGAGAACGAGCGCUCUGAGAAGAUGGCCCUACAACAGGAAGUGUCUAAUCACCAACAGGAAGUGACCACACUACAAACUCAGCUUCAGGAAGUUACCAAAGAGAAGGAGGCUGAUAUGGUUGCCUUGGAAAACGAGCGUUCUGAGAAGAUGGCCCUACAACAGGAAGUGUCUAAUCACCAACAGGAAGUAACAGAACUGCAGGCUCAACUCCAGGAAGCUGCCAAUGACAAGGAGGCGGAUAUGGUUGCCUUGGAGACUGAGUGUUCUAAGAAGAUGAUGCUACAACAGGAAGUUACUAAUCACCAACAGGAAGUAACGAAACUGCAGGCUCACCUUCAGGAAGCUGCUGUUGAAAACAAAGCUCACAUGGUUGCCGUGGAAGCAGCACAUGCUCAGAAGACCUUGCUGGAGCAGGAAGUGACCAAACUGCAGGCUCAGCUUCAGGAAGUGGCCACCAAGGGGGGUGCUGAUCUGGCAGUGUUGGAGAUGGAGCGAGCACAGAGGAUCACUCUGCAACAGGAAGUUACUAAUCACCAACAGGAAGUGACCAAACUGCAGGCUCAGCUUCAGGAAGUGGCUACCAAGGGGGGUGCUGAUCUGGCAGUGUUGGAGAUGGAGCGAGCUCAGAGGAUCACUCUGCAACAGGAAGUUACUAAUUACCAACAGGAAGUGACCAAACUGCAGGCUCAACUUCAGGAAGUGGACACUGAGAGGGGAGCUCAUAUGGUAGCCUUGGAGACUGAGCGUUCUCUAAAGACCUUGCUGGAGCAGGAAGUGACCAAACUCCAGGCUCAACUUCAGGAAGCUGCCAAUGACAAUGAGGCGGAUAUGGUUGCCUUGGAGACUGAGCGUUCUGAGAAGAUGGUGCUACAACAGGAAGUGUCUAAUCACCAACAGGAAGUGACCACACUACAGACUCAACUUCAAGAAGCUGCAACUGACAAGGAGGCGGAUAUGGUUGCUUUGGAGACUGAGCGUUCUGAGAAGAUUUCACUGAAGCAGGAAGUGACCAAACUUCAGGCUCAGUUUCAGGAAGUGGACGCUGAGAGGGGAGCUCAUAUGGUAGCCUUGGAAACGGAGCUUGCUGAGAAGAAUUUAUUGCAGGAAGAAGUCAUGCAGCACCAACAGGAAGUGACCAAACUCCAGGCUCAACUUCAGGAAGCUGCCACUGAGAAGGAGGCGGAUAUGGUUACCUUGGAGACUGAGCGUUCUGAGAAGAUGAUGCUACAGCAGGAAGUGACCACACUACAGAUUCAGUUUCAGGAAGUGGCCACCAAGGGGGGUGCUGAUCUGGCAGUGCUGGAGAUGGAGCGAGCACAGAGGAUCACUCUGCAACAGGAAGUUACUAAUAACAAAGAGGAAGUAACCAAACUGCAGGCUCAGCUUCAGGAAGUGGCCACUGAGAAGGAAGCAGAUAAGGCUGCCUUGGAAACCGAGCGUUCUGAGAAGAUGGCGCUACAACAGAAAGUUACUAAUCACCAACAGGAGGUAAUUGAACUGCAGACUCAACUUCAAGAAGCUGCCAAUGACAAGGAGGCGGAUAUUGUUGCCUUGGGGAAUGAGCGUUCUGAGAAGAUGGUGCUACAACAGGAAGUGACCAAACUACAGACUCACCUUCAGGAAGCUGCUGUUGAAAACAAAGCUCACAUGGUUGCCGUGGAAGCAGCACAUGCUCAGAAGACCUUGCUGGAGCAGGAAGUGACCAAACUGCAGUCUCAGCUUCAGGAAGUGGCCACCAAGGGGGGUGCUGAUCUGGCAGUGUUGGAGAUGGAGCGAGCACAGAGGAUCACUCUGCAACAGGAAGUUACUAAUCACCAACAGGAAGUGACCAAACUGCAGGCUCAACUUCAGGAAGUGGACACUGAGAGGGGAGCUCAUAUGGUAGCCUUGGAAACGGAGCAUGCCCAGAAGACUGCUCUGCAGCAAAAUGUUCUGCGCUACCAACAGGAAGUGAUGAAACUCCAAGCUCAACUUCAGGAAGUCGCCACGGAGAAGGUAGCAGACGUGGUAGCCUUGGAGACGGAGCGUUCUGUGAACACUUCGCUGGCGCAGGAAGUGACUGCACUGCGCUCUCAGGUCUCCGUGCUGCAACAGGAAGUGUGCGGGCUGCGCGAGUGGGAGGAGUCUCGGAAGGGGGCGGAGAUUAAGGCGCAGGCCCUGCGGCGGGAGCUGGAGACGCUGCGGACGCUCAACAGCACUCUGCAGAGGGAGAACGGCGCCACCCAGAGGCUGGCCGACACACUGCAGCAACAGCUGGACAUGAAGCAGAAGGAGUGCGUCCGCAAGAAGGCCAGUGAGAGGAAGCAGGCGGGAGAGAAGAGGAGAGCAGAACACGACCUCAGCUCAGACAGCCUGAGCCUGGACGACUCCCUCAACUCCACCAGUACUCCGGUGGUGAGGAGCUCCAGGCGUCUGGCGCUGAAACAGGGCUCCGUGGAGACGCUCUACUUCACCCCGAUGGGCCCGCAGCCCACCACUCGGUUGCCAGGCGACCGCAUCACUGACUCCGCCCACAAGCUCACCAACUCCGCUCAGCGUAGACGCACCACCCAGGUCAUCAACAUCACCAUGACGAGGGGUGAGACCCCUGGUCUGCAGGCUGCUCAGUCCCAGCCCAACCUGUCCUCCUGUCCUGUGCCCACGGAGCGCUCCACGCAGCCUAGCAACAGCGCCACCACGGCAACUGCUGCCGCUAGCGACCACCUUCUCAACCUCCCCGGGUAUCGCCGCAGUAGCAUCUUCAACGCUGCUCCCACACGGGCCUCCAGUGCGUUCUGUGUGGGGAUGGAGAAUGAGCCGGAUCAGGCUGGAGAGGACUGGCUCCGCAUCGCCGAGCUACAGCGCCGCAACCGGAACUGCCCUCAGCACCUCAAGAGCAGCUACACGCUAGAGACCAUGCAGGUGCUGGGCGCCCCGUGUGAGGAGGACGAGGUGCGGUUCGGGGACCCUACGGAGACGUUGCGGAGAGCGUCCACCCUCCCGGGGCAGCUGCAGGCCUCGCUGGCCUCCCAUAGGCUCUCGCUCGCGCCCGCCAAACGCCCCGCCACCAAUCAGGGCCCAGCCACACCCGAGGUGAAGAGGCAGGCCACUGGGUUCUCACGCCCUCUGACUCCAAAGGACCGGAACACUACUCGCCUGGCCAACCAGAGCAGCCCGCUCAAGUCACCGUCUGAGCGUAGGCAGUCCAUGAUGUUCUGCAUCGGCAACACGCCGCAGAAGAACGGUCUGCUCCAGCGCGGCCUCAGGAAGCUCCGGAACAGCGCUCGCAAGAGCCCCGCCUCCCGCUCAGCUGCCGGCUCCGCCCCCCGCCGCUCGCCGCGCAGCAGAAACGCCUCCAAGAAGAUCAUGCUUUAAGAAGACGGAUUUUACCUGUUUUUGUAUGUUAUCGUCCUGUAUUUUUAUUGUAAUUAUGUCAUUCAAUUUACUUUAUUUCAAUUCAAUAAAAAUCAUUUAUAAAUAA